Molecule: messenger RNA, 1524 nt
Organism: Plasmodium malariae
Lineage: Eukaryota; Apicomplexa; Aconoidasida; Haemosporida; Plasmodiidae
Product: SprT-like domain-containing protein, putative
Exons: 8
Coding region: 1-1524 (507 amino acids)
Biological process (GO): DNA damage response
Cellular component (GO): nucleus
Molecular function (GO): polyubiquitin modification-dependent protein binding; metalloendopeptidase activity; single-stranded DNA binding
Source: RefSeq, a predicted model, not a curated record
AUGAGUUAUGGGAUUAGCAAACUAACAUCAGUUGAGAGUGAGUACUUACAAAAGAGCGGAAAGAAAAGAAGACAGAAAACCUUAACAGAUAAGGAAAUUUCUUAUGAUUAUCAAGUAAAUGAUACAAGAAUUAUAGAUCAAGUAAAUAUAUCAAUUGGAGUUAACGAUGCUGUAGAGAAGACAUAUAAUAACCUUAGAGAAGAGGAGCAGAGAGAACAGUACAGGGUUGUGAAAGAUUCUAAUGUUGUAGAAGAUUCUAAUGGUAUAGAAGAUUCUAAAAGUGUAGAAGAUUCAAAAAGUGUAGAAGAUGCUAAUUGUGUAAAAUAUUCUAAUUAUGUAAAAAAUUCUAGUUGUACAAACGAUUCUAAUUGUGAAGAAGGCAUAAAAGAGGAAAACUCGGAAGAGGACUACGACACAUUAGAAGUUAUUAGACAACUGAGUUCUAUCCAAAUAGAAUCAGAUGAUGAAAAUUGUAAUAAGGAUAAAAUAGCUCAUAAUAAGAAAGAAAAUAUUAAUUCCAAAAAAGAGAAAAAAGAAAAAAAAAAAAAGAAAAAAAGAAAAAAAAAGAGAGGAAAAAAUAAUUUGUCUCUUAUUUAUGACACUUCCGAUGUAGAAUGUGUUGAAGAUGCAGUCGUAUAUGAUGAAUCGAAGGACACGGAAUUUCCUGACCUGCAAGAAUUAUUUUCAGAGUAUAAUGAGAAAUAUUUUUUUAGCAAAUUAAAAUCAGUACAAGUGAAAUGGAGCAAUAAAAUGAAGUUGUGCGCAGGGAUAUGUAUAUUUAAGAAAUCGGGUUACUGCUGCAUUCGGUUAUCACUUCCCCUUCUGAAGCUAAGAAAAAUAAAGGAAUACAGAGAGACGUUACUUCAUGAAAUGAUUCAUGCGUUUUUAUUUUUAACAAGACAUAACUCUAGACACGAUGGACAUGGACCUGAAUUUAAAAAGCACAUGUACAGAAUAAAUAAAGCAACAGGACUAUGUAUUACGAUUUAUCAUAGUUUUCAUAACGAAGUCAACUUCUAUAGAAAUCAUGUCUGGAGGUGCACGGGGGUUUGCCGAACUUACCCUCCUCAUUUUGGGUAUGUCAAGAGAUCCAUGAACAGGCCCCCGGGACCAAAGGAAAAAUGGUGGAGAAGACACUCAUCGUACUGUUGUGGCAAUUUCGUCAAAAUUAAUGAAAUCGAGGAUGUUAAAAAUAAGGAGUUAGGAGAUCAGCAAAAGGGAAUUCAAGUCGUUGUUCCAUUCGAUAAUAAAUUAGAUAAAAUAAAGGAGAAAAAAAAAAAAAAAAAUGAAUUCUUUGAAAAAAGAGAUGACAAUAUGGAUAAGGAAGCAGUUAACGAUGCCAUAAUUAUAUUAGACUCAAAAGAAAGUUUUUCAGAAAAAAGAUUAGAUGAAGAUAAUUUAGACAUAAUUAACAUCAUUAAAAACUUAUUUAACGAUAACCAAGAUAAAAUAUUAUCAUUCCCUGAUAUUUCUAUUGAUUACCAUAAAGCAUUUGAAAGCAAAAAAUAUUUUGAAAUAGACUAA